Molecule: messenger RNA, 3143 nt
Organism: Labeo rohita (rohu)
Lineage: Eukaryota; Metazoa; Chordata; Actinopteri; Cypriniformes; Cyprinidae
Gene: atmin
Product: ATM interactor
Exons: 4
Coding region: 34-2316 (760 amino acids)
Biological process (GO): regulation of transcription by RNA polymerase II
Cellular component (GO): nucleus
Molecular function (GO): transcription cis-regulatory region binding; DNA-binding transcription factor activity, RNA polymerase II-specific
Source: RefSeq, a predicted model, not a curated record
GAAGGGAAUGUGUGCGUUGUGGUGUGUUGAAUCAUGGCUGCAUCAACAGUCAACAGUAAUAGCCGUCACAAAACGCAAAAAUGCAGCGAGAAGCUGCCUUUACAAGACAGAGAGAUUAUUAAACCCUCCAUAACAGAGCUCACCAAAGAAGUGCGGACCAACAUUCUUUGUACGGUGGAAGGAUGUGGGAAGAUUCUGCCUAAUACUCCAGCCCUCAACAUGCAUCUGGUUAAGUCCCACAGAAUCAAGGAGGGUCUGGUCAACCCUACAAUCCGAAAGGACAUUAAAGAAUCACAAAAGCUCUACUGUUGCCCAAUAGAAGGCUGCCCAAGAGGACCAAACAGACCCUUUUCUCAGUUUUCACUUGUUAAACAGCACUUUAUGAAGAUGCAUGCAGAAAAGAAGCACAAGUGUUUGAAGUGUAGUAAUGGCUACAGCACUGAGUGGGACUUGCGGAGACAUGCUGAGGAUUGUGGGAGGACAUACAGCUGCACAUGUGGUUGUCCUUAUGCCAGUAGAGCAGCACUGCUGUCUCAUAUCUACAGAACAGGCCACGAGGUUCCCAAAGAGCACAGGUAUCCACCAGUGAAGAAGAGGAAAAUGGAAAGAUUGUCAAGCAGUGCAACAAAUUGUAUGCCUGAUGAACUAAUAAAUGAAAUUCCAGACUGUAAGAAAAAGAUCAGUGAAGGAGUAGUCCCUACCAUCUUAGUCACUGGAGCCUCAGACACAGCACAACACAACACGAACCACCCUAGAAACCCCCAGAAACUCCUUCUCCCAAAGCCCAAAGUGGCCCUAGUCAACGUUCCUAUUAUGCAGUUCACCCACCUGCCUGUUCUCCUCCCCUCUGCGGAAAGUAGUGCCUUGAGGUCACUGGUCUUGUCUGUGGAUGCACAAGGGUCCGUAAGCACUGUGCAUAUUUUGUCACCGCCGGUCGGCACAGUGGUGCCUGAUGUGAACAAUAAGACUUUGAAAGAGGCCUUUCCUGUACAUACAUCAGGCCCAGAAACAACUAGCACAGGAGUACAGGUCAAUCUUGAGAGUCAAGCCUCUGUGGGAGAUCCAGUGGAUCUUGGAUCCAGAAACAAAAGCACUUCAACAAACAUUCAAACUGACAUAUCAUACCUCAACAAAGGAAUGGAUGCUGGACCACUGACUGUUUCCCCUUGCUGUGAGGCCUCGGUGUCCUCUUGCUCUCAGACAGACAUCAGCGUAAGCGCUCAGAUUCAACUGCCUGUUAAUGUGCAAACCCAGACGCUACCCUCACGAAUCAAAGCCACAUUUUCCAUUGGAGCACAGACAGAUGUUUUCAGUUUCUCUUCCUUUAAUGUGACCCGAGAAACGCAAACGAGCUGUUCUGCAGCCCCUGUGGAUGAAAGCCAGAUGGACCAAGCAAUGUGCACAAAUCUUUUUGAUACUGAUACUCUCAGUGUCUCCACUCAGACUGCAGCUGCUGAUGCACAUUUCAGAACCAGUGGUUUAGAAGAUCCUCUGACCAGCACUGGAGCUGGGCUUUUUGAGGACAAGACUACUGCAUCCAUGUGUUUUGGAGCCCAGACUGACAUUUUGCACCAAAACACAGUAGCAGACAACCAGACUCAGACCAUGAUACUUUUCCGUGACCUUGAGAAUAUACUUUCUGACAGCAUGGCUGGAGCUGCUUCGAGCUGUGCUUCAGGUUUAGUUGCUACGCAUGAACCGCAUCACACUGGUAUUGACUUUGACUUUGAAGAGUUCCUUAAUGCAACACACAUUCAGACCCAGACAGAAGAAAGUGGUUUGAACAGUCUGAACACAGAGACAACUUUGGAACUCCUAGACAUUGAGACACAGACCGACUUCCUGCUCUUUGAAAACCUUGGUAAUGGGCACAACAGUGAUGUUGGAACAAGGGUGCAACCAAGUGAUCUGGAACUUGAGAUGUUUGACACUCAAACCCAGACAGACCUCAACUUCUUGCUAGACACGAGUGGACACAUGCCCCUUGGCAGUAUCCUCAGACAGUCUAGUUUCAGCAUGAGCACGGAGUCCUCAGACACAGAAACACAGACUGACAUCCGACCUGCUCCACUUUCACUGCCGUGCUCCCAUGAUGGGCAGGUGAGGCUCAGCAGUGCUGAAACCCAGACCAUCUCCAGUUCCUUUCAGAGUCUCGGCCAACUCUUUCACACUAGCAAUGAGACCCAAACAGCAGUGGACGACUUCCUUUCAGCAGACUUGGCCUGGAACAUGGAGUCUCACUUUAGCUCGGUGGAAACCCAAACAUGUGAGGAGCUCCUCUCACUAUUUCGACACAAUGGGAAAACUAAGAGCUGAAAGCUCCAUCAAAGGUGAUUUGGUUGAUUUAGGUCACAUAAUGGAGUCAUUCCUAGGAUCUCCCUCAGCAAGGCUGGCAGAACUUUAAAAUGGUCUCCACAAUAAGGUAUUGCAUAUCUGCCCAAGUCUAAGGAUGUAUAAAUGUAUCUUCACAGCACUUUAUCAUGUCACUUUUAAUUUGUUAGUCCUAAAAGUAUUUCAUUUGUUGCAGUAGGUCAGGUCAAAGCCUCUUGUGGGGAUGUGUAAUAAGUUGGUACUGAUGUUACUCAGAAGUCAGACAGAUAUGAUAAACAUUCAUUCCACAACUAAAAUAUAUUGUAUUACAGUCUGAUAUUGUUUAGAUGUCUUGAGUCUUAUUGUCUUUGUACAUGGUAUUUUUUUUAACCUUGUUUGCUUUGUGGUAUGAACAAACUUGUGUUACAUUUAUUAGUGCAAUGCUCUAGUCUCAUAUAAUAGCCACUGUGAGUAUAUCUAGGUCUUGAUUCAUGACAGAAUUCAUGCAAAUAUUUCUUGCUGACUGUUAUGGCGGCAUAAUUUAAUCGUUACAUCCUACAUCAGUGGAAUUUGAAUCUUAUGCAUGUUUCAGAUGUCACAUUUCCUUCUAAAGCGGAGGUGGGGAUUUGCUCUUGUUUACUGUGAUUUGCAUUCUGUACUGUGAGUAGAUUCAAAUAAGCAAAUUGCAAAUGUUUACUGUAAAACAAAACCUUUAAUAUUUCUUUUGAAAGCAAGUAUCAGUUUUGAUGGAAUAUGUUAAUCUCUCCUUAUGAUUUCAAGUAACAGUUUACACAUAUAUGGUAUUACAAACCUUUUGUUGAUGCCUUAAUUUA